Messenger RNA from Spodoptera frugiperda (fall armyworm), 1665 nucleotides. RefSeq lists its product as uncharacterized. The record is from RefSeq and is a predicted model, not a curated record. The transcript has 2 exons. The coding region runs from base 1 to 1665 and encodes 554 amino acids. Lineage: Eukaryota; Metazoa; Arthropoda; Insecta; Lepidoptera; Noctuidae.
AUGAAACAUGCCAAGCAAAAGAAUUAUGGGAACAAAGUGCACCGUGCAAAGAUACAGAACAGUGGGAACAAAGUGGGCCGUGCCAACCGACAGAACCGUGGGGACGAAGUGGACCCUACAAACCACAAGGACAGCUGCCUUGCGAUCCAGCAUAUGCCAGGAAAGAAAAAAGUCCCAGUUCUCGACCAUUACUCUGUGAACCAAGGUUGCCGUGCGAUCCAGUCUAUGCUAAAGAAGAAAGAAGUGCCAGUGCUCGACCACAACCAUAUGAACCUCGACUGCCAUACGAUCGACCAUCUGCCAGAGAAGAGAGAAGUCCCAGUGCUCGACCACAACCAUAUGAACCUCGACUGCCAUACGAUCGACCAUCUGCCAGAGAAGAGAGAAGUCCCAGUGCUCGCCCAGUCCCAUGUGAACCCAGAUUACCAUGUGAUCCACCAUAUGCAAGACCAGAAACAAAUCCCAGAAAUCGACCACAACCAUGUGAACCUAGACUGCCAUGCGAUCCACCAUAUGCUAGAGCAGAAAAAAGUCCUGGUGCUCGACCAUUACCUUGUGAACCAAGGCUACCCUGCGAUCCGCCAUAUGCAAGACCAGAAACAAAUCCCAGAAAUCAACCACAACCUUGUGAACCUCGACUGCCAUGUGAUCCACCAUAUGCAAGACCAGAAACAAAUCCCAGAAAUCGACCACAACCAUGCGAACCUAGACUGCCAUGCGAUCCACCAUAUGCAAGACCAGAAACAAAUCCCAGAAACCGACCACAGCCAUGCGAACCUCGAUUCCCAUGCGAUCCACCAUAUGCUAGAGCAGAAACAAAUCCCAGAAACCGACCACAACCAUGCGAACCAAGAUUACCAUGUGAUCCACCAUAUGCAAGACCAGAAACAAAUCCCAGAAAUCAACCACAACCUUGUGAACCUCGACUGCCAUGUGAUCCACCAUAUGCAAGACCAGAAACAAAUCCCAGAAAUCGACCACAACCAUGUGAACCAAGACUGCCAUGCGACCCACCAUAUGCAAGACCUGAAACAAAUCCUAGAAACCGUCCACAGCCAUGCGAACCUAGACUCCCAUGCGAUCCGCCAUAUGCAAGACCUGAAACAAAUCCUAGAAACCGUCCACAGCCAUGCGAACCUCGAUUCCCAUGCGAACCAGCAUAUGCAAGACCAGAAACAAAUCCCAGAAACCGACCACAACCAUGCGAACCAAGAUUACCAUGUGAUCCACCAUAUGCAAGACCAGAAACAAAUCCCAGAAAUCGACCACAACCAUGCGAACCUAGACUGCCAUGCGAUCCAGCAUAUGCUAGAGAAGAAAGAAGUCCCAGUGCUCGCCCAAUGCCAUGUCAACCUAGAUUCCCAUGCGAACCACCAUAUGCAAGACCAGAAACAAAUCCCAGAAAUCGACCACAACCAUGCGAACCUAGACGGCCAUGCGAUCAAUCAUAUGCUAGAGAAGAAAGAAGUCCUAGCGCUCGACCACUACCAUGCGAACCUAGAUUCCCAUGCGAACCAGCAUAUGCAAGAGAAGAAAUUAGUCCUAGAGCUCGCCCAGUACCAUGUGAACCUAUGCUGCCAUGCGAUCCAACAUAUGCAAGUGAACAAGGAAACACGUGUGACCGACAACAAUGUCAACAAUUUGGAUCAAAUGGAAUGGAAAUGA